AUGGGUGAAGAAGGAGCAUCGUCAUCCGGACUUUCAAGUUCGCAUGACAAAGAUUCUGCUUUUGAUGCUACUUCACAUGAAGCAAUGUAUAAAAAUAAAGGUAUGACACCAGAUGCUAUGCGUAAGCGACGUGAGGAAGCUUGCGCUGAAAUUCGUAAAGCUAAGCGAUAUGAUGAUUUAAACAAACGACGCCAAAUGGAUAUGGCACAAGCUAAUUUGGAGGAAGAAUCAGGAUACGAAGCUGCGUGUACUACAGUGGAUGGGCGAAUCUUUACAAAACUACGUGGAGAAUGCCCGGAAGAUAUAGAGGAAGCUCUGGAUUUCUAUAGACGCCGUUUUCGCACAGGUAAUGCCAGUGAUGUGGCAGAUGAAAUUGUUGUACUGAAUUUAAUACCUCGCAUUGUGGAAUUGUUGAGAACUGGGCCAACUUUUAAUAUACGUCGAACUGCUACUCAUAUUGUUGGCGCUAUUGUUUCCGUCUGUUCAAUGCAUACCGAAGCAAUUGUCAAAAGCGGUGUUGUUCCAGAUUUGGUUGAUUUGAUUUGUAAUCCAGAUCGUGAAAUGCGUGAGCUAACAUUAUUUGCACUGGGUAACAUAGCCGCUGAGUGUUGUGAAUACAGGGAUCUUUGCAUUGGAUAUGGUAUGGCCGAUAAAAUGACGAUGAUUCCAAAUAGUACUAUGACAUUAAUGGAAGCGCGAUGUGCUGUUUGGGCUGCUUCUAAUUUAUGUCGUGGAAAAAAUCCUCCAGUUGAUCUCCAAAAGAUUGCUGUGCUGCUGCCAUUGUUCAACGAAGCCUUGUACAGUAAUGACACAUUAAUUAUCUCAGAUGCAUGUCGUGCAUUUGGUCGGUUGCUUGAUGCUGCACCAGAAAGUUCAUAUAAAUAUAUUCUGAAGGCAAAUACCAUUGAAUGUCUAGUAGAGCAUAUGGGAAAUCCAAAUUCAAAAAUAUCUUUAGCAGCAUUACUUGCGGUUGGAAAUAUUGUUUCAGGAGAUGAUGAGCAAACACAAAGUGUUUUAAACUGCGCGAAUGCGUUGAACUACAUUCAUCGUCUCUUGCUGGAUGGUGAUCAGAAAAUGAAGCGUGAAGUAUGUUGGGUGCUAUCGAAUGUUGCUGCUGGUACGUCUUCGCAGAUACAGACCAUCUUUGAUGCUGGAAUUAUUCCAUCUUUGAUACAAGUUUUGAAGACGGAAACAUUCCAAGUUCGUUCAGAGGCCUGUUGGGUGAUUGCUAAUACGAUUACUGGUGGUAACAGAGAACAUAUAGCAAGAAUUGUACGUGAAGGUGCUCUUACCCCACUUAGUGAUAUGCUAACUGUCAUGGAUUGCGGUGUUGUUGUUAUGGUAUUGAAAGCACUGAGUGAGAUUCUGGAAUGCGGUGAAUAUUUUAAAGUUGAUGGCCAAAAUCCUUACGCUGCCAGAUUGGAAGAACUGAACGUGGUCGAUAAACUCGAAUUCUUGAUGUUAAGUGCGAAUACGGAAAUAUUUUUUAAAGCAUGCACAAUCAUGGAGAAAUACUAUCUUCGCGACAAUAAUGAGGAAAAUAAUGCUGCUAACAAUGAAAAUAAUGUAGUUCGCAAUCAUAAAUUAAAUAAUUUUAAUUUCUCUUAA
This is a messenger RNA of Brugia malayi, 1608 nucleotides long. It is a transcript of the gene Bma-ima-2, whose product is annotated as Armadillo/beta-catenin-like repeat family protein. Gene Ontology annotation, molecular function: nuclear import signal receptor activity; protein binding. Bases 1 to 1608 code for a protein of 535 amino acids. The transcript is spliced from 11 exons. Gene Ontology annotation, biological process: NLS-bearing protein import into nucleus. The record is from RefSeq and is a predicted model, not a curated record. Gene Ontology annotation, cellular component: nucleus; cytoplasm. NCBI's taxonomy places the organism in Eukaryota, Metazoa, Nematoda, Chromadorea, Rhabditida, Onchocercidae.